Molecule: messenger RNA, 1722 nt
Organism: Cercospora beticola
Lineage: Eukaryota; Fungi; Ascomycota; Dothideomycetes; Mycosphaerellales; Mycosphaerellaceae
Product: acyl--CoA ligase
Biological process (GO): secondary metabolic process
Molecular function (GO): CoA-ligase activity
Source: RefSeq, a predicted model, not a curated record
AUGCCGUGGAAAUCAAGAUGGAGUAUAGACAUUCCAGCCUGCUCGCUCCCGACCUAUCUCUUCAAGUCACCAACCGCAAAGCUCGAAGAUAAACCUCUCGUGAUCGAAGGAGCCAAGCCAGAGAACUAUCUGACCCAUAACACUUAUCGAGAAUGGUGCAUGAGAUUCGCCGCCGGCCUCCAAAAAGCAGGCCUGCAACCCGGUGAUCGAGUAAUGCUCUUCUCCGGCAACACCAUCUUCUUCACCAGCGUCCUCUUCGGCACCAUAAUGGCAGGCGGAAUCUUCACCGGCGCCAAUCCCACCUACGUCGCCCGCGAAGCAGCCCACCAACUCCGCGACUCCGGAGCCAAAUUCUUCCUCGUCGGCUCCGCAAACCUCGAAACCGGCAUCCAAGCCGCCAAAGAAUGCAACUUCCCCCUCCAAAAUCUCUACGUCUUCGACGACGGAGUCGAAUCCUUCUCCAAUCAAAACAUCCCAGAUACCACCACCCCUCAAGGCAUCAUCAUCAAAUCCUGGACCAAACUCCUCGUCCCCAAAUCCUCAGCCGCAAAUUUCCGCUGGGAAGAAUUCACCUCUCGCUCCCAACAACAAGAUCGUACAGCCGUACUGAACUACUCCAGCGGCACCACAGGUCUCCCCAAAGGCGUCGAAAUCACACAUUACAAUUACAUCGCCAACUCGGAGCAAACAAACUACGUCUCCGCUCUCGCAGAGGACUACGCCGAAUGGCGUUCUCGCGCGGCGGCGAUCGCUUUCUUACCAAUGUAUCAUGCUUAUGGUCAGACGUACUAUGGCAUGAAUUUCCCUUUGCAGGGCGUUCCGAUGUAUUUGAUGCGGAAGUAUGAUUUUAUUGAUAUGUUGGAGUAUAUUCAAAAGUAUAAGAUUACGCAGUUGACGCUUGUGCCGCCGAUUGUGGUGCAGUUGACCAAGCGAGAUGAGGUGUUCAAGUAUGAUCUUUCGAGUCUUGAAGGAGUGGGAUGUGGAGCGGCACCAUUGGGGAAGGAAGUAAUUGCGGAGUUCGAAAGGCGAUUUGGAGUUGGGGUUACGAUUCGACAGGGUUGGGGCAUGACAGAAGUAACCUGCAGCGCCGUAACCUGGGACCCCAACCUCAAAGAAAAAUCCAAACUCGACCUCGCCGCCGUAGGAGAACUAAACCCCAACAUCGAAGGCGCCAUCGUCGACGAAAACGGCAAAGACGUUCCCCAAGGCGAACGCGGAGAACUCUGGGUCCGAGGCCCCAAUAUCAUGAAAGGCUACUGGAAUCGCCCCGAAGAAACCCUCAAAACUUUCACCUCUGGCCCACCCGGCCAACGCUGGCUCAUGACAGGCGAUAUCGCUUUCAAGGAUAAAUUCGGUCUCGUACACGUCGUAGAUCGCAAGAAAGAAUUGAUUAAAGUUAAAGGGUUACAAGUUGCUCCGGCGGAAUUGGAGGCGUUGUUGUUGGAUCAUCCGGCUGUGGAGGACGCGGCUGUGGUUGGUGUGACGAUUGGAGGGGAAGAGUAUCCGAGGGCGUAUGUGGUGUUGAGUAAGAAGGAUGUGACGACGAAGGAUGUGGCGGAGUGGUUGGCCGGAAGGGUUAGUAGGCAUAAGAGGUUGACGGGUGGUGUUGUGGCUGUGGAUGCGAUUCCAAAAAAUCCGUCUGGGAAGCUUUUGAGGAAGGAGUUGAGGGAUAGGGCGAAGCAGGAGGUCGGUGAUAAGGAGGGGCAGAGUAGUAAGCUGUAA